Molecule: messenger RNA, 813 nt
Organism: Ictidomys tridecemlineatus (thirteen-lined ground squirrel)
Lineage: Eukaryota; Metazoa; Chordata; Mammalia; Rodentia; Sciuridae
Source: RefSeq, a predicted model, not a curated record
UCUGUACCUGGAGGGAGAGUGAAGGCGUCCAGUUACCUGAGCUGACUCCAGGGAUUCAAAUAUCUCAUACCUGCGUGUCUGGGCCUCUGCUGGGGGGUGGCUGUCACUUGUAGUGGUUUGGGUUACUUGGGGCCUAUCUGGGCAUUUCCUGGGGCCUACAGCCCUCACCCUGUCCUUGAAAUGGUUUUGGCUGGAUAGCAGCCUCUAGGUGGUGUGGGUAAAAUUUGGGACUGGUUUUGGGCGGGGACAGGACUGAGAACACAGGUUUCCUUGUUUCUGGGGAGAGGAAGGGCAGGAAGAAAUUGGAGACCCCAUCCCCCACCUGGUCACUGUUGUUCCAUAGUCCAUGAUGGCGUGUUCCCCAGUGCUCCUUGGUGUCAUCCUCUUCCUGACUGCCUUUCCAGGGUCUACUGUCACAGGCCGUUCCAUGCCCAAACUGGCUGAUCGGAAGCUGUGUGCUGAUGAGGAAUGCAGCCACCCCAUAUCCAUGGCUGUGGCCCUUCAGGACUACGUGGCUCCUGACUGCCGUUUCUUGACCAUACACAGGGGUCAAAUUGUCUAUGUCUACUCAAAGCUGAAGGGCCGAGGGCGGCUCUUCUGGGGAGGCAGUGUUCAGGGUGAUUACUAUGGAGACCUGGCUGCUCGCCUAGGCUAUUUCCCCAGUAGCAUUGUUCGGGAGGACCAGACUCUGAAACCUGGCAAAAUUGAUGUGAAGACAGAUAAAUGGGAUUUCUACUGUCACUGAGCUCAACCUACCGCGAUUCCUGCUGUUUUCCCCUCCUGGCCCUAUGCAAAUACAUUAGUUAGUGCAAA